Molecule: messenger RNA, 997 nt
Organism: Eurytemora carolleeae
Lineage: Eukaryota; Metazoa; Arthropoda; Copepoda; Calanoida; Temoridae
Exons: 6
Coding region: 37-549 (170 amino acids)
Cellular component (GO): extracellular region
Molecular function (GO): cytokine activity
Source: RefSeq, a predicted model, not a curated record
GGGUGCAGAGCUCUUAUUCACAAAUACAGAGCUAGGAUGAACCGAGCCCUUUAUUCAUCUCUUAUCCUUCUCUUAGUUUUAGUAAUUAAACAAACAGCUGGUAACACUCAACAGGUUCCGGUUGAAAGUGAAGAGGAUCUUGAGAGUGUUGUGAACGGGUUUGGUGCCGCAAAACAUUUUAUGCCUCUACCCCACACCGUGGUUGGAGCACACUGCACUUGGCAACUCAGAUUGAACACAGUUCCCAAAAGAAUACCAGAAACGAUAACUGAAGUUCUGUGCCAUGAAGCUGGAGAAACCUGUGGCGGAUCCCAGUACUACUCCUGUAAACAAAUGAAGGCUAAGAUGUUGGUAGCCCAUGCUGAAGCUGUACAAUACGAAGACCAGGUGGACUGGAGACUAAGAGCUGUGAGGAACAUUACAAUCAACAUUGGCUGCAGCUGUGUGUACAGAGAACCAGUUCUGUUGCAUCAGUUUCUACCUGGCCCUCCAGAGAAGCGGUCAUCAAACAUCUUAAGAAAUUACGCUAAGGACAACAAUAAGAACUAGGAUCAACAACGGGAAAUUAGAACUGUUAAAAUAUUUUUAUAUAAUUUUUGAUCUGUUACGAUUGUGUUGUAGGUUUUUGAAUAAGUUUGCGGCCAAUAACUACGGUCCAGCUGGUUCAAUUUUACUUAAUAAUUAUAAGAUCAAAAAUACAAUAUUUGCUCAUCAAUCAUCAAUCAUCACUGUCCACCGGAGUUUCCAGUUUUUCCGUAAAAUUGUUUAUUAAAGAAUUUUUAAAAGCUGCCAAUCUUGAAGCUGUACAACCCUUGAUUAAAUAUUUACAUUUGUAAACUUCAUAAAAAUUAUGUCUUUCUUCUUCUAAAAGGUUCUUAAUAAUUUAUGUUUAAAGAUAUCAUUGCAGCUAAAAAAAUAUUGUAAAAACAAUUUUUACUGGAAUUAAAAGAAAUGACUGGAAACUCUAAAGUCUAAAGUCAAUCUUGUCAAAUUGUGA